Polistes canadensis is the source of this 1768-nucleotide messenger RNA. It is a transcript of the gene otp, whose product is annotated as homeobox protein orthopedia-like. Gene Ontology annotation, molecular function: DNA-binding transcription factor activity, RNA polymerase II-specific; DNA binding. The transcript is spliced from 6 exons. NCBI's taxonomy places the organism in Eukaryota, Metazoa, Arthropoda, Insecta, Hymenoptera, Vespidae. Gene Ontology annotation, biological process: neuron differentiation; regulation of DNA-templated transcription. Bases 67 to 1113 code for a protein of 348 amino acids. The record is from RefSeq and is a predicted model, not a curated record.
CACGCAAUAGACGCGUGGAUUUUUGGUUCCGCGUACUGUGUUGGAGCCACGCUCCCCGGGUGCGGCAUGAUAAACAAUAUCUCACUCGGUGGUUCCGUACACGGUAUUCCCGGAACGAAGGACCUUCAUGCUCAAGAUUUAAAACGUCACGAUAAGUUGGACGGGGUAGUAAGACUGAGCUUGGGAAGCGGACUAUCUGCUGGCGGUGGCCUGCUUCAUCAGGAAUUAACCAUGACUAUGCCUGGUGCAGGAAGUGCAACGGCAAUCGGACAAGGAGACGAGAAGCCGGUUAAACAAAAGCGACAUCGGACGCGUUUUACACCAGCACAGAUUAACGAACUAGAAAAGUGUUUUACGAAGACGCAUUAUCCUGACAUCUUUUGUCGGGAAGAAAUUGCCAGUAGAAUUGGCCUCACCGAAAGUCGCGUGCAGGUAUGGUUUCAAAAUCGUCGGGCAAAAUGGAAGAAACGUAAGAAGACAACGAACAACAUGUUUGGUGCGACCGGUACUUUGCUACCGUCGCAUGGUUUGCCACCUUUUGGUCCAGAUCUUUGCGGAGCUGGGAUGUUUCAAGCACCCGCGGAGAGAUGGGGAGUGAGUACAGGUCUCGGCCUGGGACAAGGCGGUAUGGGCAUGGGUGCUUAUGGACAAUUAGGUCAACAAAGCCCCGGUACACUUGGCAACUUGGGUCUUGGUAACUCUGGUCUGUCGAUCAGCAGUCCUUCCCAAACGGUCUAUCAAACGAAUUACGGAUUAAAUUCUCUUGGAGUCGUACAGGUCUCGGCGUCACGGGGUUCACCACCAGGAGGAUCUUCGGUUGGUGGUGGCCAAGGAGGAGGAUUAAAUUCGGCGUUGAAUUGUGCGCAAGGUUCACCGGGUUCGAGUUCAGGAGGUGGAGGAUCGGCAGCAGCUGGUGCAGGAGGAAGUGGUAUAUCUUGCGUUGGUGGUGAAGUCAAUGCGGACGAAGCGUCGGGAUGGAGAGGUGCUCAUAUUAUUACAGGACUUAGGCGUCGAGCAACGGAUACCUCGCAACAGUAUAGUCCGCAAUCGCAUCCACCACCAUCGGCUCCAUUACCGUACACUCAUGGUAUGGAAUACAGCUCCGCGUACUGAAAUCUUCUUCGAGUUAUUCAAAGUUUCCCGCUACUCCUCGUACAGUCGGCCAUUUUGGUUACGAGAUGACGCGUCACGUGACGUUAGCAAGAAACAAAAAGCGAUUUCAAAAAAGGAAAUAAAUUAUCAGUGUUUGUUUGCGGAUUAUUUUGUCGUUACGAAACUUCAUGGAUGUAAUUAAUUAAUUCAAUAAUUAAUUAAUUAAGCUUCCGUUGGUACAUAUAUGUCGAUAAUAUAAUAUAUUAUAAAUAAGAAUAAGGAAAAAUUAGGUAAUAGAAGAAGAAAAUGUGAAGAGGAUAAAGUUGCAAUGUAUUUCAUCUACGAGAACGAUAAUUAUUAGAUUAACGUGAUUUAAUAAUAUGAAAAUCUAGUCGAUCUUGUUAUCUAUCUCUGACAAAAGAUGAUACGUUUGAUCGUCAAGACUUUCGUCAUAAACGGUGAUUAUAGCGGUGAACGUUUUACGAGAAGACGAAAACGAAGAAUAAAAAGAAGUAAAAAGAAAAAAAAAAAGAAGAAGUAUACGACGAGUUAUCUUAGUAUUAUGGUAUACGAUGAGAUUCAAGGAGAUGACGCAUUUUCAGUGAAAUAGUCAACGAUAAUGAUCAAGUUUACUUAAUUACCGAAAUAUCUUCUGCUCUCUUUCUCUCUCUCUCUC